This is a messenger RNA of Aspergillus wentii DTO 134E9, 3300 nucleotides long. RefSeq names its product phosphatidylinositol-3,5-bisphosphate 5-phosphatase. The transcript has a single exon. NCBI's taxonomy places the organism in Eukaryota, Fungi, Ascomycota, Eurotiomycetes, Eurotiales, Aspergillaceae. Gene Ontology annotation, molecular function: phosphatidylinositol-3,5-bisphosphate 5-phosphatase activity. Gene Ontology annotation, cellular component: intracellular membrane-bounded organelle. Bases 67 to 3126 code for a protein of 1019 amino acids. The record is from RefSeq and is a predicted model, not a curated record. Gene Ontology annotation, biological process: phosphatidylinositol dephosphorylation.
CUUUCUUGCCUUGAGUGGUGGAGGGUUUGCUAUGCUGAUACGAAAAUUUGAAUAUCCUCCUUCAUUAUGGAGAGCUUUGAUCAAGUGCCCUUCUCCCAAGAGCUCGUGGAUGACCACAUUGAGGAGCAUUAUCCGUCUCGAGCUCCAUCCGUUGCCGACAAUCACCCAAAGACUGCGUCAAAUCCUUCGCUAUCAACACAUAACUCGUCACUAUCUCAGGAGAUCAAAGUCCCUGCAGAAACAGAAACAGCACAACGAGAUCCUCCGGAACAAGGAGAUGCUUCAAUCCCUCCCUCGACCAUAACUCCGUUUCCACCGCUCCCCUUCGAUUCAUCGUCCGGAAUCCAGAUCAACGAAGAUGAAGAUGAUGGCGACAAUGAAGAGCUUGCAACAUCGUUCGAGCGCGACUCGACUCCUAUGUCAGCACAGAAGAAAAGAUCGACCUUCUUCGAUGAUGGGGGCGAGGAAAGCGUGAACCGCAUGCACAAGUUUUCCCUGUACGAGACCGCAACUCGGUUUUAUAUGGUUGGGAUGGACCUAUCGGAUACUCGCUUCAAGAUUUUGAAAAUCGAUCGCACAUCGGAUACGGGAGACUUGAGUAUCACGGAGGAUGAUAUUGUCUACACCAAGAGAGAAAUGAGCCAGCUGCUCGACGCGAUCGAUGAUGGCAACAAGAGCACCGGUGGACUGAAGCUCAAAUGCAGUGCAUGGGCUUUAUUGGGGUUUAUCAAAUUCACCGGUGCAUAUUACAUGCUUGUUGUUACCAAGAGGAGCCAAGUGGCCAUGUUAGGCGGGCAUUACAUCUACCAGGUCGAUGGGACAGAGCUCAUCUCAUUGACGACUUCGAACAGCUCUCGACUGAGGCCGGAAAAGAACCCCGAAGAGGCAAGAUAUAUUGCUAUCUUGAAUAAUCUGGACCUUACCCGCUCCUUUUAUUUCAGCUACUCCUACAAUAUCACCCGAACUUUGCAGGAUAGCAUUUGUCGGGAGCGCAACACCCAACGCGAUGGAUAUCCCCGGCCGUUCCAGCACGAUUAUAACACAAUGUUUAUAUGGAACCAUCAUCUUCUUAGCCCGGCUAUCGAGAACCUCAAUAAUCCUUAUGAAUGGUGUCUGCCGAUCAUCCAUGGCUACGUUGACCAGGCGAAGCUUUCUGUUUAUGGGAGAUCGGUGUAUAUCACUAUCAUCGCGCGUCGCUCUCGGUUCUUCGCUGGAGCCCGCUUUCUGAAACGUGGCGCCAAUGAUCUAGGAUAUGUCGCCAACGAUGUCGAGACCGAGCAGAUCGUAUCAGAGCUCACCACGACUUCGUUUCACUCUGCCGGUCCAAAUCUCUAUACGAACCCUUUUUACACCUCCUAUGUCCAACAUCGUGGAAGUAUUCCGCUCUAUUGGACACAGGAAAACUCGGGCGUCUCCCCUAAACCAGACAUCGAGCUGAAUCUAGUAGAUCCGUUCUAUUCCGCAGCGGCCUUGCAUUUCGAUAAUUUGUUUGAGAGAUACGGGGCUCCGGUAUAUGUUCUGAAUCUCAUAAAAGCCAGAGAACGAACGCCGAGAGAGUCCAAACUUCUCAAAGAAUAUACCAACGCUAUCAAUUAUCUCAACCAAUUCCUCCCGGAAGGCAAGAAGCUCAUAUAUCGCCCAUGGGAUAUGAGCCGUGCAGCGAAAAGCCGAGAUCAGGAUGUUAUUCAAAAUUUGGAAGAUAUUGCAAGUGAAAUCAUCCCUAGUACGCGUUUCUUCAAAAAUGGGUAUGACGCCGAAUCUGGCUUGCAGCUUCAAAAUGGCAUCGCAAGGACGAACUGCAUAGACUGCCUUGACCGUACAAAUGCUGCCCAGUUUGUGAUCGGAAAACUAGCUCUUGGUCACCAACUUCAUGCCCUUGGCAUAAUUGAUGGAACAACCCUAGAAUAUGACUCUGACGUGGUCAAUAUUUUUAACAAUAUGUGGCAAGACCAUGGCGAUACGAUUGCCAUCCAGUACGGCGGAUCUCAUCUCGUCAAUACCAUGGCGACAUAUCGCAAAAUAAACCAGUGGAGCAGCCAUUCGCGAGAUAUGGUGGAGAGCUUCAAGAGGUAUUACAACAACUCUUUUCUCGACGCUCAGCGCCAAGAGGCGUAUAACCUCUUUCUCGGCAACUAUAUAUUUUCCCAAGGACAGCCCAUGUUAUGGGAUCUCUCUACAGACUAUUACCUGCACCAUGCCGAUCCUCGGUCUUGGUCAAACAGGAAACGCCCCUCUUACACAUCCUGGUAUACGCCCGAGUAUCUUGAACCCAAAGCAUUACCGCCGCCUCCUGCACGGCCAAAAGAGCCUUUGUCGCAUUACGACGACUACUGGCUUGAGUAUUACAGGCCGCUAGCCGUGUCUUCAUUUUCGAAGAUCUUCUCGUAUAAGAUGAACUCUACGCUUCGAUACCUUCCUCCAGCACCCGGGAACCAUUACGAUAUCAGUCCGUUUGUUUCUCGCACACCACACGAAACUGUACAACGGGAUCGCCAUCCACAACGAACCGUCAAGAUCCAAGAGCCCCCCAACCAUAGGAGCGACUAUUCGAACAGCCCAUAUCUCCAGAAUGCAGAGGCUUCGAGAGAGAUCCAAGUCUGGACACACCAGAAUCCCUCCGCUGAUAAACGAGCACCUUCAGCAGGAAUUAUGAAAGAGUCGGUAUACGGAGUGCCGCAGCCUCUGAAUAAAAUCCCACCCAUCCAACCUCCAUCGGAUUCCCCUGCACCCAGUAAAGCACAGAUGGCCCAAUUGACUCUGGGCCACCUAGUCACUGAUUCGCUCAACCCGUCUGUCACAGCUGCCGAAGCAGAAGAAUAUGAGCGCUAUAUCAACCACCCACUCAAGGUGCCUCUGGUGGUAACGUCCGAGAAUGAAAUGACAGCAACCUCGAUACGCGAACGCGGGUCGAGUCUGGACUUGCUCGAAUACGCCAACAAGUGCAACAUCGGGGAGAACAGUCUCGAAGCUAACGCGGAGGAAAACCUGGCCGAUUAUGCCGAAUUUCUAAAUGUGUCUACGGGAGGGCUCACUGUUGUCGCUGAGGACUAUGAGAAGAAACGUUAUAAGCGAUACCGGCAGUGGCUACGAGGGAAGAGUUUGUUCAAGCAGCGAGUGGAUCUGUGAUCUUCUCCUGUCAAUGACUUCUAUGAAAUUUCGACUUUAUGAUGGAUACCCCACAAUCGUUUCUCUUUGCGGUAUGAAUAUGAAGUUUAUUGAGGAUAUAGCACUGUAUGAUACGAAUCACAAAUACAGACAUGUAAUAAACCAAGACAACGAGGUAGUUAAAUCUCACUUAUC